CGGGGACAGCUCAUCCAAGCGCCGGCCCCUGCCAUGGAGCGGCUGACUUUGCAACCGGGGGCCGCCGCAGCCAUAGACGAAUACCUGGAAUACAAGAGAAUUGUAGGCGAAGAUGAUGGAGGGGAACUUUUUACUCCUGAAGAAUAUGAAAAGUACAAGAAAAAAAUGUUACCAAUACGGUUACAAAACAGACUGUUUGUGAGCUGGAGAUCACCAACUGGCAUGGACUGCAAACUUGUGGGCCCCGAAACCCCUUGUUUUUGUACUCACAGGUAUAAACAACACAAAACAGACUUUGAAGAGAUCCCAAAGGAACGUCCUAUUUCUUUACCCUGUAGGGUGGGCCGUUGCCCAUGCAAAUCUUAUAACUUCAUUCCUCUCAAUGGGACUCAACCCAUCCGCUGUAGAUGUAAGCACUUUGCUGAUCAGCACAGUGCGGCACCUGGGUUUCCAUGCAACACAUGUUCCAAAUGUUCAGGGUUUCACAGUUGCUUUACUUGUGGAUGUGGGCAGCCAACAUAUGCUCAUGAAACAGUAGUGGAAACAAAAGAGGAACGCUUAGCCCAAGGAAAACCAGUGGGGCAAGAUGUCCCAUAUGCCGCUAUGGGAGGACUAACUGGCUUUAGUUCACUAGCAGAAGGAUACAUGAGACUUGAUGACAGUGGGAUAGGAGCACCUUCCGUCGAGUUCCUAGAAUCUCCUGUAACCAACAUGGAUCAUCCCUUCCUAAGAGCAUUGCAGGGACCUUCUAGUUCCACACAAGGACGUCCCCCAGUUAACAGAUGGAGGUGCAAGUACAGCAAUGCAAGUUGCCUCUAGAAGACCGACGAAGAUGACAUGGCUUAUUUGAAAGACAGUAUCA
Molecule: messenger RNA, 862 nt
Organism: Lacerta agilis (Sand lizard)
Lineage: Eukaryota; Metazoa; Chordata; Lepidosauria; Squamata; Lacertidae
Gene: FAM221A
Product: family with sequence similarity 221 member A
Exons: 6
Coding region: 34-819 (261 amino acids)
Source: RefSeq, a predicted model, not a curated record